GUCAAAUCUGAUCGCUUGUCGAUUGCUACAAUUAUAAAAUGGAUGCAUAAAUGCUUACUCCUAUAACUCUACUCUACUUGCUGCUUCUGUCUCCGAUAGCCUUCAUCUUCCAUCCCAUUGCUCCUCGAGUUGAGCUUUCCUCGGUCGCGGCGUUUCAAGUCCCACACUAGCCCGCUUAUCGGUCUGGGGAUCCAUUCGCCGAACUUGUCAUAUUUAACUGCGAGAAUGGAGGACAACGCCGAACUCGAGUCCUUUCGACGCCAGUGGCGCGAGGAAGUUGCGCAACGGACGAAGCAUACUAGACCUGCCCCUGCGCAACCAAGGCCAUCCAAGCCUCCGACCGCCCCGACCAGCCAGUUUCCAUCUACCCGUCAUGAGGCAUCGCAGCAUGAAGAAGAGCACGGAGGCGCGGCCUCAGUCGAUCAUGGUGAGAUCAUCCAUGGAAUGGGUCACUUAAAUGUGCAACCCUCGGAUGAAGAUGCUUUUCACGCCCCAGCGUCUCGAGAAGAACCCAAGUCGGCUCUUGAGCACUUCGAGCGAGCGGUUGAGAAAGAGGCAGAGGGCAAGCUAGGAGACAGUGUACAGCACUACCGCAAAGCAUACAGAUUGGACUCAGCGGUCGAUAAAACAUACCGUAACAAGUACUUUGCCGCGGCGUGGAAGAAACCUGCUCAGGCUCCUACUUCCGGCGGUACAACUGGCAAGCCAGCAGAUCAGCAAUCCAAAGAUGAGACCCCCAUGCUACCGACCCCGGAGCUCAUCGCAUCUUUCGCCCAUCUCCCGAUCCCUCAAGCAGAGCCGCUGAUCGAGAACACGCCCCCUCCCCCAUGUCCUAUCUCUCAUGUGCCAUCGGAGGUGCUAGUCGAGAUAUUCAGGCAUGUGGCGCUGAUGGACCCGGCGACGCUCUGUCGGAUGGCGCUUGUCUGCAAGCGCUUCGCAUACCAUUUUGCGCAUGAGCAGCAUAUCUGGAGGCGAUUGUGUCAGGGCUCAGAGUUUGGUUUCAAAUCCAUGCACUAUUCAUUUGCAUGCGAUCUUCACGGCAACCCAGAAUACACGCUAGCAACACGCUACACGCCGUUCCCUCAAGCAGUGCCUGUUCAGAUUCCUGAACCUUUUUCUUCCUGGAGUGAGGUUUUCCAAGUUUUCCCUCGGAUCCGGUACACGGGUAUCUACAUUAGCACGGUCAACUAUACCCGUCCAGGUGCAGCUGCAGCGUACCAGAAUGUUUCAUGGAACAGCCCGAUCCAUAUCGUCACCUACUACCGAUACCUCCGCUUCUAUCCGGACGGAUCCGUCGUCUACUUGCUUACGACAGUGGAACCCCGAGACGUGGUCCCUCACAUCAGCAAAGAGAACGUCAAGGCCGCCCGAGCGACGACACAGAAACAACAUCCCCGCCACACCUCGGAUGCAGCUGGAGCCGCGGAAGCCACAGACCCAAUCCCUCAUGUCGCGCUGGAAGCGUUGAGACACGCCCAUCGGGGUCGCUGGCGCUUGACCAAGCCGGUUUCCGAUUCCGAUUCGUCCUCGGAAGACGCGCAGAGCGAAGUCCCGUCUGCAUACGAGUCCUUGCCGGACAAGGCGGCGGCGUCUCAAUCCGAUCCGCGGGAUCUUAUCAUCGAAACCGAAGGCGUAGGUCCGAAGUACAUGUACCUUCUGCAGCUGUCGCUCCGUUCGACACCGGUCGGCAAAUCGAAUCAUCCGAACGUCUCGCCACCGAAUCCGUCGAAAAACACGAAGUUGGCCUGGAAGGGGUACUGGAGCUAUAACAAACUCACUGAUGACUGGGCCGAGUUUGGCCUCAAGAAUGACCGCUCAUUUGUAUUCCGGCGCGUUCGGGGAUGGGGAAUGCAUUGAGCACAUGAAAUUAAGAAUCAAUCGUUUCAAUUUGUUGUGGAUUAUAUGCCAGUCGACACGAAGGACCUCGAUAUGAUAUGAUAUCUAUGUUGGCC
Molecule: messenger RNA, 1952 nt
Organism: Aspergillus homomorphus CBS 101889
Lineage: Eukaryota; Fungi; Ascomycota; Eurotiomycetes; Eurotiales; Aspergillaceae
Product: putative F-box protein (Pof7)
Exons: 2
Coding region: 226-1857 (543 amino acids)
Biological process (GO): SCF-dependent proteasomal ubiquitin-dependent protein catabolic process
Cellular component (GO): SCF ubiquitin ligase complex
Molecular function (GO): protein binding
Source: RefSeq, a predicted model, not a curated record